AUGACUAACUUUGUUACACCUAUUAUGUUUAAUAUUGGCGUCCGAUUCGGCGACUUGUGUGCACUGGCGCUGUUCGCAGUGUUAUUGCUUUUUACAAUCUAUACUGGAUGCGAGUCCUUUAUCUUCAGUCGAAGGAGGAACAGCGUCAAUCACCUGGCUGAAAUGAGAGAGUCUUACAAGAAGGAAAUCGAGAACGUCAGAGCUCACCAGAAGGAUAAAAUUGACGUUCUCGAAUACGAAAACGACCGAUUAAAGAAAGUGAUCCUGGCUCAGAAUGAAGCGAUGAAUCAACGCAACAGCGAGAUCGAGUCGCUGAUUCAUCUCGUCAAAGGAAUACCAUUAUUACCAACCAAUGGCGCGGAUGCAGGAGACCAAAAGGCGAACGCCAUUCGGGAGGAAGGAGACAGUCCGAAGAAAUGUGAUGCUGGACUCGAGCGUCUCCGUGACUUGAUUCUCGAGAUGAGCUACGAGAUGGAGGGACUCCGAAUGGAUCUGCAGAGAGUCAAUGACGAUUUCAACGAAACGUUGGAUUUCGCGAUUACGAGUGCGUACCAGAUUGAUGAAAAGGUGGAGGAAAUGAGCGAGAUGAUUGGAGAACUUUCCCGGCGAGAGAAGUCGAUUGAAGAGAUGGCCAAGGAAAUCCAAAGGAAGGAUGAGAGACACCAAGACAUGGAGACCCGGCUCGCGACGGCUAAUGAGAAGAUAGUUUUGUUGCAACGCGAGCUCUUGAAUGAACAAAAUAAAACGGAGCUGUUGGAAAUUGGGGUAACAGAGAAGGAUAACAGGAUCGAAUCUCUGAUAUGCGAGGUGCACAGGCUUGUGGAAGGAGAGGCACAGACUUCAGGGGAAGUGAAAGGAUUGCGAGGGGAAAUGGCUUCUGCAAAUGCCAAGAUAGACAGACUUCAGGAGGACAACUGCCUGAAGGAGAAACGCCUCUCAGAGGCAGAAAGACGGCUGGAACACCUGGCUAAUAAGUUCGAGGAGAGGAGUGCAGCAGCAGCGGCAGAAGAGAAGGUGAAGGUGGAGGGACAGGAAGAGAGGCAUUCGCAACUGUGUGAAGAAAUAGAGAAUUUGAAACGACAAAUGUAUGAGGAGCUCAAUCAUCCAAAGAGAUGCAUGAAAGAGGCCUCUGAGGAAAAGCUAGGAAUCAGUGCCAUGCUCCACCAAAGUCUCCUCAGAACGGAAUUCGUAAUCGAGUUAGGAAGACUCAAGGAACAACUGAGCGAGGGAAAGGAUAGACGAAUUCAAUUCACAGAGAAGCUGUACCUUAGGACGAAGUCGAAAACCCCAGGACACGUAGAAACGCUGGUGAACGAAGACCUGAGACAUCUGACGAGCUCUGAAGAAAUAGAUGGUUUAAGUAGAACCAUAGAAGGCCUCCAUGGCAAAGACUCAGUAGAGGUUCUAGGGUCAAAGGACUGGCAUAUGCAGAGUUUAAGUGAAGCGAUUGAUCACCUCGUGAAACUGCUGAGCCAAGAGGAAGAAAACAAAGACAGGGCAGCUGCGGUGGAAAUGGUUGCCGACCUACGAGAACAAAAGAGGCUCCUGGGCUUCACGAAGGAUGACAUGACUAUGAAAGCACAUAUUGAUACUCACAUUCAUGUCCUCAAUAGAGCGCGAGGAAAAGAUAUCCAAACCCAGAUGGAUAAGAUUCUCGAUUGUGAGUGUCAAUCAAAACCUGGCACUGAGGACAUCAAUAUUCUGGAGAACAACGUCCUACCAGGUACCCAAGAGGAAAACAAAGACAGGGCAGCUGCGGUGGAAAUGGUCGCCAACCUUCGAAAACAAAAGAGGCUCCUGGGUUUCACGAAGGAAGACAUGACUAUAAAAGCACAUAUUGAUACUCACAUCCAUGUCCUCAGUAGAGCGCGAGGAAAGGAUAUCCAUACCCAGAUGGAUAAGAUUCUCAAUUGUGUGUGUCAAUCAACACUUGGCACUGAGGACAUCAAUAUUCUGGAGAACAAUGUCCUACCAGCUACCCAGGAUGAAGAAGUCCUCCUUGAUCCAAAAUACACAACAGAAGAGCUUAUUUCCUCUCAGGAGGAGGUUACACCUACCAAAGAAGAAACCUCCAGUAUUUCAAAGAUUAUAAUUUCAGAGGGAUUCGUGCUUGUUUCCACUACUCAGGCUGGCCCAGUUGUUCCAGAAGAGUCCUGUCCCACUCCUCAGGCCGCCCCAAUUGUUUCAGAAGACCUCUGUCUCACUCCCCAGGCUGCCCCAAUUGUUCUAGAAGAGCUACUCGUGAGGAAAGAAAGGGAUGCCUUCCAUGUAGAGGGAGCAGCUUUCAGGGGGGAUGAACAAGCACUCCAUAAUGACAGAGAGGCCCUUAAUAUGGAGAGGUUGGCCCAUAUUAAGGAGAAAGAAGCCUUUGCGGCAGAAAGAGAAGCCUUCUACAGACACAAAGAAGAAUUUGAUGAGGACAAGGAUGCCUUCCUAAGAGAGGUGGCAAAUUUCUACAGGGAAAAGGAAGAAUUAGAGCAGCUCACUACAAAAAUAGAAAAUGCGGCAAAAUUAUACAAAGAUAAACAGGAAACAUUAGACAGAAUAGAACGGGAACUCGUUCAGAAAACGAUAUGCUUCGAAGAAAUGAAAGCAGACUUUCUUCAAGAGAAAGUAGAAUUUCAAAACGAAAAAGAAGUUAUUUUAGAAAGAGAACAGGAAACCAUUCAAUGUAUAGAGAAGUUAGAAAACAUCAUGAGGGAAGUGCAGGGAGGGAAGCAUUUGAGUUGGAGUAUGACAAACAAGAGGGAAGUCCAGAUGCAAAAGAAGAUUGACGAACUUGAAAAGACCAUUCAACAAAAACACAAAUUAUUGAUGAAAAGUGAGAUAAUAAAAUGUGACCUUUUGCAGGUACUUUUCAAUACAGGCUUAGUUAACGAAAACACCGUACAACAAUUGUUGAAUGAUAUGAAAGAUCUAUUCCCAAUACAAUAA
Macrobrachium nipponense is the source of this 2934-nucleotide messenger RNA. RefSeq names its product paramyosin-like. NCBI's taxonomy places the organism in Eukaryota, Metazoa, Arthropoda, Malacostraca, Decapoda, Palaemonidae. The transcript has a single exon. Bases 1 to 2934 code for a protein of 977 amino acids. The record is from RefSeq and is a predicted model, not a curated record.